AUGGACGAAAGCCACGAUGACGUCGCCAUCAACACGUUCAAAAGUGGUCUCCCCACCGAGCACGACUUAAGGAAAUCUCUAACUGGUAAACCCGUCACCAACGUUCGCCAACUGAUGGACAGGAUUGACAAAUACAAAAGGGUGGAAGAGGACCAGCUACAAGAGAAAGGAAAGGAGAAGAUCAUCCCCCCCCCCCUUAAAGGAAAUGAUUAUAGGUCGAAACGAUAUAACAGUAACCAGCCGAGGAGGGAUUUUUCGAGACAGACUGGACAGACCAACAUGCAAACGGUUAAUGCCAAAUUCAGAGAGCCGAUGCAACAAGUUCUGGAGAGGGUCAAGAAUGAGUCUUUCUUUAAAUGGCCGGAGACCCCUCGAAGCGCAACCAGAACCUUACAAGAGCCUCAAAAAGAUGUAUCUUUGAGACCUCCCACAGGGACGAUACACGUCAUCCUCGCUGCCCCAGGAAGAAUUGGCUCUUUUCCUUCUAGGGUGUUGUCUGUGGCUCGGCUCCCCGCCGAGGAUGGUGAGAGGGAGUCCAAAAGAUCUAAAAAGGGAAACUCCUUAAUAUUGGGGUUCUCAGACGAGGAUAAGGGAGGAACUAUCCAACCUCACGACGAUGCUUUGGUGGUUACAUUGAGGAUUUAA
Messenger RNA from Quercus lobata, 645 nucleotides. RefSeq lists its product as uncharacterized. NCBI's taxonomy places the organism in Eukaryota, Viridiplantae, Streptophyta, Magnoliopsida, Fagales, Fagaceae. Bases 1 to 645 code for a protein of 214 amino acids. The transcript is spliced from 2 exons. The record is from RefSeq and is a predicted model, not a curated record.